This is a messenger RNA of Lutra lutra (Eurasian river otter), 1712 nucleotides long. It is a transcript of the gene SELENOF, whose product is annotated as selenoprotein F. The transcript has 5 exons. The record is from RefSeq and is a predicted model, not a curated record. Gene Ontology annotation, molecular function: oxidoreductase activity. NCBI's taxonomy places the organism in Eukaryota, Metazoa, Chordata, Mammalia, Carnivora, Mustelidae. Gene Ontology annotation, cellular component: endoplasmic reticulum lumen.
AGUUUAGGAAAAUGCCUGAUAGGGGUUUUCGGAAGGACCCUGCGACUUUGUAUUUAUAUUAAAUAUAAAGAUAUUUGACUACCUUAAGUUUCUAUAUACUUCUAGGUAAUACCUGUCUCUGAAGAGUAAGAGACUCGGUAACAACGGCCUUUAACAGACUGUUUUGGAUAAGGCUCUGGAGCGGACGCCCCUAGCUGAGAGGUCCUCCGGGCAGUAGGAAACCUACGGAAGAUGGUAGCGAUGGCGGCUGGGUCGGUUGAUUCGCUCCGGCCGGCGUUUGCGCUGCGGUUGCUCUUGGCUGCUGUACUUCAAGCGGUGUCUGCGUUUGGGGCGGAGUUUUCAUCAGAGGCUUGCAGAGAGUUGGGCUUCUCCAGCAACUUGCUCUGCAGCUCUUGUGAUCUUCUUGGACAGUUUAACCUGCUUCAGCUGGAUCCUGACUGUAGAGGAUGCUGUCAGGAAGAAGCACAAUUUGAAACUAAAAAGCUUUAUGCAGGAGCUAUUCUUGAAGUUUGUGGAUGAAAAUUGGGGAGGUUCCCUCAAGUCCAAGCUUUUGUCAGGAGUGAUAAACCCAAACUAUUCAGAGGACUACAAAUCAAGUAUGUUCGUGGUUCCGAUCCUGUAUUAAAGCUUUUGGAUGACAACGGGAACAUUGCUGAAGAAUUAAGCAUCCUCAAAUGGAACACAGACAGUGUAGAAGAAUUCCUGAGUGAAAAGUUGGAACGCAUAUAAAUCUUGCUUCAAUUUUGUCCUAUCCUUUUGUUACUUUAUCAGAUGAAAUACUGCAGUACCUAGAGAAUAUUUUAGUUUUGCUUCCUUCCUUUGAUCACUUUCUUUGAGGCAUUAAACAUCUCAUUAACAGUGGAAGUGGUAGCACAGCCCGCGGUAUCUGAGGAGUCGGCAAGCUUAACAAAACCCAGUUCUCAUACAUUUCCUUCCUUCCACGUUUGUUGGUACCACUAACGAAAUGCUUCAUAACAGAGUUGGCUAAUUAUGCAAAUGAUAGUUUGUAAUUUGUCCAGUUUUUCGAACAACAGAUUUUUAGAUUAGGGAGGUUAAUAAGGGAGAUGCCUACUGUGCCCAUGCAUGUGCUGUGUGCACUCUGAAAGCACCAGUAAGAACUACAAAGCAAGUAAGAGCCACUGAGCCUCAACAGAUUGCCUGCUUCUCAUUCUCCCGGCUGUCCUUUUAGUAGAAAUGUUAUAGUUCAUAAUGAAUGUGCUACGGUAAAACUUUAUGGCUUCAUUAUUGUAAAACAGAUUCAAGAUCUACAGUAAGAGUGAAACAUUCAGAGAUUUGCAUUAAUGAAGGCUACACAGAAAACCUUCAGGAGGAUUUGUGUGGAUCUGAUAUUUAGCAAAUUUUUGUGCUUCCCACUCUUACAGGAAAAUAAAAAAUGAUCAUUUAAGAUCAAAAUAUAAAUAAAGUUUCCCAAAAAAUCGAAUUUGAAAUUAUUCUGAUUUGUCCUCUCCUGUUUAAAAAUGCUGCAUUUCUCAGUGUGUUUUUAUUUUUUCAUAGAAGCCCUGUUUUAUCCAGAAUGUUAAGAGGGCUACAGUGUUUCAAACUUAUUGUGAGUAAUAUUGCUUUAUACUUGUCUAGCAGUUUCUCAAAGUGCUUUUAUCCAUGAAUGCAUUUUUGAUUGAUAUCUCCUUUAAGGAAUAGCUUUUAAAAUGCAGAAUUUUUAUGAGCUAUUAAAAAUGAUUUUUCUUGCUUGA